AGUCAAGUGUAAAGUCUUGACUCUUCAUCAUCUAUCUCAUCAUCUGAUAUCACAAAUUAAAGUGUAAAAAUAAUUUUAAAAUUUUCAUAAAUAUUACAAUUUAUUUCUUCAAUAAAUUUUCAACAAUUAGAAAUUAAUUAAAAUCUUAUUUCUAUUUGAAAUGAAUUGUCAAUUUGAAAUUGUUAAAAAAAAAAAUCCAAGAGAAGGUGCCAACUGUCUCAGUGUUUUGACAUACACAUGGGUGUUGAAGACAUUUCUAACUGGUUUUAAAAGAGAUUUAACGAUUGACGAUUUACCAAGAGUUCUGGAUGAACACAAGAGUAAUUUUCUUGGUGAUAAAAUAACCAAGGCAUGGAACAAUGAAUUGGAAUAUUUAAAAAAUAAAAAACCAGGAAAAUAUAAUAAUUUAUCAUCACCAAAUUUAUUGAGAGUUAUUUGCAAAGUAUUUGGUUGGAAAAUAGCUGCGUAUGGAAUUAUAUUUGCUGUCUUUAUAAUACCAACAAGGACACUUCAACCACUGAUGCUUGCUAAAUUUAUUGAAUACUUUUCAAUGGAAAAAACAAAAGUUAAAGUGACGAAAAAAGAAGCAUAUAUUUAUGCAACUGGUGUUGUUAUUUGUACAACAGUCAACAUAUUUGUUGUAAGAUAUUUCAUCAUGAUAAUGAGUCAUAUGGGAAUGAAAAUAAGAAUUGCUUGUUCAUCAUUGAUAUAUAGAAAAGUACUUAAAUUAUCACAGAAGGCAUUAAAAAGUGGAACAGCUGGACAAGCAAUUAAUAUAUUGUCAAAUGAUGUUACAAAAUUUGAUACAUCAAUGGUAUGUUUACAUUAUUUAUGGAUAAGUCCAUUGUUAACAAUACUUGCUACUUGGUUUAUGUAUUGUCAAGUUGGAAAUGCUGCUAUUAUUGGUGUAUUAUUUUUACUAAUGUUCAUACCAAUUAUUGGAUGGAUUGGAAAAAAAACAUCAAUUUAUCGUCGUGAUACAGCUGUUAAAAGUGAUGAACGUGUUAGACUUGUUAAUGAAAUAAUAAAUGGUAUACAAGCUAUUAAAAUUUACAGUUGGGAAUAUCCAUUUAGUUAUUUAAUUGAAAAUACAAGAAAAGCUGAAGUUAGGGCUAUCCAGUCGACAUUAUAUUUGAGAUGUAUUGUAUCAUCUUUUGUUAUGUUUAUAUCAAGAAUAUCAUUGUUUAUUACAAUACUUGCUAUGAUUUAUUUAACAAAUUAUAACGAAAUGGAAAAUAAUAAAAUAACAUCAGCUCAUGUAUUUAUGCUUGUUGCUUAUUAUGAUCUUAUUCGUGUUGCAAUGACUGAUCUUUAUCCAAAGGCAGUAUUGAUGUGUGCUGAGGCAGUUGUUUCAUUUAAUAGAAUACAAGAAUUUUUGAUGUAUGAUGAAAUUGUUAAUCAAUCAUUAGAAAAGCCAAAGAUUUUUGAAAUUUAUCGACCAAUAAAAAUAGAUAAACAACAUGAAAAUAACAAUUCACAUGAAGGAAAAAUUAUCAUUGAAAGACUGUGUGCGAGAUGGAUAAAAGAAGACACUUUGAGUGGUAUAAAUAUGCAAGUGAAUCCAGGUCAAUUGGUGGCUAUUGUAGGACCAGUUGGUUCUGGUAAAUCAAGUUUAUUAAAUGUUAUAUUAAAAGAGCUGGCUGUUUAUCAGGGAAGUGUUGAUGUCCAGGGUAAUAUUGCAUAUGCAUGUCAAGAGCCAUGGUUGUUUGCUGGUUCAGUGAGAAAUAAUAUUCUCUUUGGUCGAGCACUUGAUCAAAAAAGAUAUGAACGAGUUGUCAAAGUGUGCCAGCUAAAACGAGACUAUCAAUUGUUUCCCUAUGGUGAUAAAACAAUUGUUGGUGAUCGAGGAGUAAGUUUGUCUGGUGGACAACGAGCCAGAAUAAAUCUUGCACGUGCUGUUUAUGCUGAUGCUCCAAUUUAUUUGUUUGAUGAUCCACUGAGUGCUGUUGAUGCACAUGUUGGCAAACACAUGUUUGAAGAAUGCAUUGAAAAAUAUCUCAAGGGAAAAACGAGGAUCCUUGUGACUCAUCAGAUACAAUUCUUACAAAAUGUUGAUAAAAUUAUUGUUAUGAAAGAAGGAAAAAUUGAGGCCAAAGGAAGUUACGAUGAAUUGACAUCAAGAGGAAUUGAUAUUGGUAGACUUUCUGUUGCCCCCGCUAAUGAAGAUGAAGAUAAAACUUCUUUGUAUGGAAGUUCUAACAGUCAUGCUACUUCAAGACAAACCAGUAUUUGUUCUAUCAGCUCAAUACUGACAAAUAAAAUAAUUAAUAAUGAAUUAGAACCAGUUAAUGUUGAGGAAAAACAGAGUAGAGGAAAUAUAGGAAGUAAAAUAUAUGCAACUUAUUUUAGCAUGGCUGAAAAUAAUUGUUUAGUAUUUUUUACAUUAGUCAUGUCAAUUGCUGCUCAAUUAUUUGGCAGUGGAAGUGACUAUUUUAUUUCUUUUUGGAUAAAAUUAGAAGAACAAUAUACAAAUUUAACAACAGCUGAUUCAGAAAGAAUAUUGUCAAGAACUUCAUGUGUUAUAAUUUUUUCAAUUAUAAUUACUGGGACAAUAAUAAUUACACUGUUGAGAUCUUUUAUUUUUGUAAUAUUAUCCAUGAAAUCAUCGAAAAGACUUCAUGAUAAAAUAUUUAAAAGUAUAAGUCGUGCAACUAUGAAAUUUUUCAAUACAAAUCCAUCAGGUAGAAUAUUAAAUCGUUUUUCAAAAGAUUUAGGAACAGUUGAUGAUUUGUUGCCCAUAACAAUGCUUGACUGUAUACAGAAUGGUUUUUCUGUUAUUGGAAUCGUCAUUGUCGUUGCAUUGACAAAUUUUUGGCUGAUUAUUGCUGCUUUUUUCAUUGGUAUAAUUUUUUAUUACAUGAGAAUUUUGUACUUGGCUACCUCAAGAAGUGUUAAAAGACUCGAAGGAAUUACAAAAUCACCAGUAUUUAAUCACUUGAAUGCUACAUGCCAAGGUUUGGCAACUAUCAGAUCGUCUAAUGCUCAACAAGUAUUGACAGAUGAAUUUGAUUCACAUCAAGAUCUUCAUUCAUCAGCAUGGUACAUUUUUAUUGCAUCUUCAACAGCUUUUGGAUUUUGGUCAGAUAUUUUUUGUCUAUUAUAUCUUAUUCUCGUUGCUUUGAACUUUUUAGUGUUUGCUGACAGCAGUGGUGACUCGUCAACAGAUGCUAAUGUUGGUCUUGCACUUACACAAAUUAUUGGACUCACUGGAACAUUACAAUUUGCAAUGAGACAAAGUGCUGAGCUCGAAAAUCAAAUGACAUCAGUAGAGAGAGUAUGCGAAUAUACAAAUCUUGAAAGUGAACCACCACUUGAAAGUUUACCUGAUAAAAAACCAAAAGAAGAAUGGCCAGAGAGUGGUAAUAUUAAAUUUAAAAAUGUCUACAUGUCGUAUGAUCCCGAGGAAGCUCCAGUAUUAAAAAAUCUCAAUUUUACAAUUGCUGGAAAAGAAAAAGUUGGAAUUGUCGGAAGAACUGGUGCUGGUAAAUCAUCAUUAAUAUCAGCAUUAUUUAGACUGGCAUAUAUUGAUGGUAAAAUUGAAAUUGAUGGAAUUGAAACUGGUGCAAUUGGUCUACAUGAUUUACGUUCAAAAAUAUCAAUUAUUCCACAAGAACCAUUUUUAUUUGCUGGUACAUUGAGAAGAAAUUUAGAUCCAUUUGAUUUGUACAAGGAUCAUUUGCUCUGGUCAGCCCUGGAGGAUGUUGAAUUGAAAGAAAUGGGUCUCCAGGCACACGUCAAUGAGGGAGGCAGUAACUUGAGUGUUGGACAACGACAACUUGUCUGUCUUGCCCGUGCAAUCAUCAGAAAUAAUAGAGUAUUAAUAUUGGAUGAGGCAACUGCCAAUGUUGAUCCAAGAACAGAUGAACUUAUACAAAAAACAAUUCGUAGAAAAUUCGCAGAUUGCACUGUACUUACAAUUGCUCAUCGACUCAAUACUGUUAUGGAUAGUGAUAAAAUACUCGUGAUGGAUGCUGGAACAGUUGUUGAGUUUGAUCAUCCACAUGUGCUUCUUCAAAACCCUGAUGGUGCACUUAGCAGUAUGAUCAAUGAAACAAGCAAAGCUGAUGCUCAUGUUUUAUCUCUCCUUGCCAAAAAAAAUUAUCAUCGUCAUGAUCAACAAUCUAAAACAUCUUUGUAAAAUUGAUAAGCAUGUAUAUAUUUUUUUUUGAUUUCAUCAAAAAAGAUUAUUCAAAUGUACAUAGCAAUUCACACACACUACAUAAUAUACAGAUAAUAUCACAUCGUAUAAAACAUUGACAAAUAAUUUUUGUUGUUAUUGUAAUAAGAAGUGAGGAAUACACAUACAAUCAAAUUAGAGAGCAGUGAUAUAUUUUAUUUUGUCACGGUUCAACAGAUUAUAUUUUGACCGUCAAGCUGCAGAUAAUCCCUCACUGCUCGACUUAUCUACUGUUUGUCUCGUGAAUAUUAUUAUAUACUUCAAGUGCUACUCAACAAUUUUUGUGUUUCCUUUUUUUUUAUUUUUAAAUUUAAAGUAAAAACAAUUAAUUUAUAAAAUAUCAAACAUCAAAAUAUAUAUGUGUGAUUUUCCAAAACAAAAAAAAAACAA
Messenger RNA from Aphidius gifuensis, 4567 nucleotides. Its product is annotated as probable multidrug resistance-associated protein lethal(2)03659. The coding region runs from base 161 to 4138 and encodes 1325 amino acids. Gene Ontology annotation, molecular function: ABC-type transporter activity; ATP binding; ATP hydrolysis activity. Gene Ontology annotation, biological process: transmembrane transport. The record is from RefSeq and is a predicted model, not a curated record. The transcript is spliced from 3 exons. NCBI's taxonomy places the organism in Eukaryota, Metazoa, Arthropoda, Insecta, Hymenoptera, Braconidae. Gene Ontology annotation, cellular component: membrane.